Messenger RNA from Pyricularia oryzae 70-15, 568 nucleotides. RefSeq names its product transporter particle subunit bet5. The record is from RefSeq and is a predicted model, not a curated record. The coding region runs from base 1 to 489 and encodes 162 amino acids. Gene Ontology annotation, cellular component: TRAPP complex. The transcript is spliced from 3 exons. Gene Ontology annotation, biological process: endoplasmic reticulum to Golgi vesicle-mediated transport. Lineage: Eukaryota; Fungi; Ascomycota; Sordariomycetes; Magnaporthales; Pyriculariaceae.
AUGGUCAGCGACAGCUCCCAAAACUGCGGGUGCAAGCUUCACAAAAAACAACCCAUUUACAACACCUCUGAUUACAUUUCCGAAUGCAUCUACACCAAGCAAUGGCUUCCCCCACCGCCGAGUGCGCCGGACACGGGCAAGCCUGGGCGCGACAGCCGCAAGGACGACGCCAAGCUCAUCUUUGGAACCGUCUUCUCGCUGCGCAACAUGGUGCGUAAGCUCGGCGGGGACGACGACGCCUUCAUCGCGUACCGGACCGCCCAAUACAAGCUGCACUUUUACGAGACGCCGACGAACCUGCGCUUUGUGCUGCUCACCGACACGGCCAGCAUGAGCAUGCGGAACGUGCUGCACCAGAUUUAUAUCAACCUCUGGGUCGAAUAUGUUGUCAAAAAUCCCCUGGCGCCGGUCGAGCACAAGGGUGGAGAGGGUGUCAAGAAUGAGCUUUUUGAGCUAGGGCUGGAUCAGUUCAUCAGAGGGUUGAUGUGAAGCCGACCAAACACACUUAUAUGCUGCUAUCUGGAGUAGGAUAUAGGGCCUAGAAUAGUUAUUCGAUCAUCCAAAUCUG